AUGUCACUCUUCACCAAGAAAGACCUGGGGCUGUUGCUGCCAGACGAUACUCCAGGCGACCCCGUGUCGCUGCGCCACACCAAUACUAAAGAGAUAACUGAGGAAUUCAAACCUUUAAAACCUAAGGUAGACUUGUCCAAAAAGGUUGCGCGCUAUCGAGCAGGACAUGUACCUAAGUUUGCGAAUGGCCACGAAGACGAAUGUGGCUUUGUCACUGCCAAAAGCAAAGUGCAACUAGACCCAGCGACAAAAGUAGAGCACAAGCUGGCUCCACAUGGAGUCAAUAGGCGAAAACGUGUAGAGGCACAGAUCUUGAUAGGGGGCGGGUCUUCAGCAAAUGACUCUGUUUCCAGAGUGCAAUAUGAUAUUUCACCCGCAGCUAAUAAAAAUUCUGAUGUUACUGAUGUCACUAAAGCACUGCAAGACUCCAGCUCGGAUGAAGAAAAUGAUUCUGACAUUGAUCGCCGCCGUCGUAUGCUUCGCGAAAAGAUAAAAGCGCGUGAGUCUCGGAAAGAUGAGGUGAUUGGCUUCAGUGAGAAGAUCUCGCUUCAGCUUAUAGAACCGAAAAUUGUAAAGCGAAGUGUAAUAUUCACUUCAACAGAAAAGCCUAGAAAUAGUGAUUUGGCUAGCAGCAACGACAGUAGCAGCUCGGAGUACGAGACUGACACAGAUGAAUCAGAGCUUGGUCAAGAGCUGAUGAAGCCUGUCUUCGUGCCGAAAAAGGCUCGUGAGAAUAUGAAGCGGCAAGAAGAGCUGGCAGCAGAAAAAGAACGACGCGAGAAACGAGAACAGGAAAAAUUGGAGGCUCGGAAGAGAGAGUCACGUCGUUUGGUUGCAGAAGAAAUUCGGCGCGAACAGACUGGAAUUGAAUGUGAAGCGCCUACUGACGCAGAAAUGCCCGAUGAUACGGAUGGUUUGGACCCUGCACAAGAGUAUCGCGAUUGGGAACUUCGCGAAAUGCGGCGCAUUAAACGUGACCAUGAUUGUAAAGAGUGGCGACGAAAGGAAGAAGAAGAGACCUUAAGAAGGCGCAACAUGACACGGGAGGAACGUGAAGCCGAAAAUGCCAAAUUGAAGAACGAGCCUAAGGAGAAGAAGAAACUCAAAUUUAUGCAGAGGUAUUACCACAAAGGUGCUUUCUACGUAGACGACGAUAGCAUUCGCUCGAAGGACGAUGUACGCAAACGAGAUGCAAGUGAUGCUACACUAGAAGACAAAUUUGACAAAGAGAUGCUUCCAGCUGUGAUGCAGGUGAAGAAUUUUGGACGCGCUGGCCGCACGAAGUACACGCAUCUGGCUGACCAAGAUACGUCCAGCCGCGACUCGCUGUGGGCGCGCAAUGAUGACAUUCGCGAGAAAUAUAAGAGCCAUCUCGGUGGAAUGAAGAAUAUUGACGUGUCAACGAAGCGACGGAGAAAAGAGUAA
This is a messenger RNA of Plasmopara halstedii, 1425 nucleotides long. RefSeq names its product Microfibrillar-associated protein MFAP1. The record is from RefSeq and is a predicted model, not a curated record. Gene Ontology annotation, biological process: mRNA splicing, via spliceosome. Gene Ontology annotation, molecular function: RNA binding. The transcript has 5 exons. Gene Ontology annotation, cellular component: U2-type spliceosomal complex. Lineage: Eukaryota; Oomycota; Peronosporomycetes; Peronosporales; Peronosporaceae. Bases 1 to 1425 code for a protein of 474 amino acids.